Messenger RNA from Monopterus albus (swamp eel), 2744 nucleotides. It is a transcript of the gene pals2a, whose product is annotated as protein associated with LIN7 2, MAGUK p55 family member a. The record is from RefSeq and is a predicted model, not a curated record. Gene Ontology annotation, molecular function: protein binding. Bases 537 to 2192 code for a protein of 551 amino acids. Lineage: Eukaryota; Metazoa; Chordata; Actinopteri; Synbranchiformes; Synbranchidae. The transcript has 14 exons.
GUAAGCAAUCAAAAGUAAGCACAGGGUAUUUAACAGAGCUCAUCGGAUUUGAUGGGUAAACAAUAGCUGAAGAACCAUGAAUGCGGUUUGCCUCCACACACAUUUUGUUAGCUACCGGUAUUAAUUUCGGAGUAAAGUUUACAGUAAAUUAUAUGGGUGGGUUGUGCGGGAAUUCAGUGGGCUAGAUAUAGGUUGAACAGCGUUGGAUGUUGUUAGCACGGCACCGCCUGCGUGGUCUGGAGGUAGGCUCACUGGAAAUGCACUAUCAAAUGUCUUAUACGACAGUGAUCCAGAAUGGCGAAAUUCUGAAAUAAAGGGAACCAUGAAAGCGUUACUGGAUGACACGCACUAAAUUAGUCCGAAGGUACCUGAUGAGUCUUUUGUAGAAAAUGUGGGGCUCUGUGACAGAGUGAUGCACCGAUGAUUUUAACAUAACUUGUAGCCCUCCAGUUGCUUUGGUUUCUGUAAGCAGGCAGUUGGGUGGCUUUUGACCGUGUUUAAAGAGUUUCACCGCCCAGAGCUGAGGAAUAAUAAACAUGACUGUGGCCAGUGCAAAAUCGGGCUCAGCCAUGCAACAGGUAUUGGACAACCUGAAAGACCUGCCACCAGGUACAGGAGCCAAAGAUACUGACCUCAUCUUCCUAAGAAGCAUUAUGGAGAGCCCAAUUGUUCGCUCCCUUGCCAAGGCCCAUGAGUGUCUUGAGGAAGUGAAGUUGCAACCCGUGCGGGAUGAUAAUGUCCAGCUGGUCUCAGAGAUCCUGGAUUCUCUCAACGAUCUGUCAGAAGAAGAUGCUGCCGCUGCAGAACUUGCCAAAAUCCUUCAGGAUCCUCACUUUAAGUCUUUGAUAGAGGCACAUGACAAAGUGGCUGCAAAGUGCUAUGAAAUGCCUCACGCUGCAAACAGCAACGUCUUGUUGAUGAGUUCACUCAUGCCAGCUGAUGCUAUAAGGGUGAUUGGCAUCCAGAAGAAAACUGGAGAACCACUGGGGGUGACGUUCCGUGUGGAGCAGGGAGAGAUGGUGAUUGCACGGAUCCUGCAUGGUGGCUCAAUUGACAGACAGGGCAUGCUGCACACAGGGGACAUAAUCCGUGAAGUGAACGGUUAUGAGGUUGGUAGCAACCCCCAUGAACUUCAGGAGUUGCUGAGGGAGUGCAAUGGGACCAUCACACUCAAGGUUCUGCCCAGCUACAGAGAAACACCAGUGCUGCCACAGGUUUAUGUGAAGCCACACUUCAACUAUAACCCCAAAACGGACAACUUAAUCCCUUGUAAAGAGGCAGGUCUGGCCUUCUCUAAGGGAGACAUCCUUUAUGUAGUCAACAAAGAAGACCCCAACUGGUGGCAGGCAUGCAAAGUAGUGGGUGGGUCCACUGGACUUAUCCCAAGUCAGUUCUUAGAAGAGAAGAGGAAGGCUUUUGUAAGAAGAGACUGGAACACUGCCAGUACCGGGAUGCUCUGUGGAACACGAAAUGCAAAGAAAAAGAAGAAAAAAACGAUGUACCUCACUGCCAAGAAUGCAGAGUUUGACCGUUACGAGCUGCAGAUUUAUGAGGAAGUAGCCAAGAUGCCACCAUUCCAGAGGAAAACACUGGUUCUCAUUGGAGCCCAGGGAGUUGGGAGGCGGAGCCUGAAGAACAGACUUACUGUUAUGAAUCCUCUGCUAUUUGGAACCACUGUGCCCUUCACAUCACGGCAUCCAAGAGAAGAGGAGAAAGAUGGUGAGAAAUACUGCUUUGUGACGCGGGAAGAGAUGGAGAAGGACAUUAAGGAGAGCCGUUACCUGGAGCAUGGCGAGUAUGAUGGAAACCUUUAUGGCACCAGGAUUGACUCUAUCCAUGAAGUGGUGCAUACGGGUCGUACCUGCAUUCUAGAUGUCAACCCUCAGGCACUGAAAAUGUUGAGGACCGCUGAGUUUAUGCCAUUUGUGGUGUUUAUUGCUGCUCCUGAACUGGACACACUAAGAGCUAUGCACAAAGCUGUGGUAGAUGCUGGAUUUACUACCAAACUACUUACAGAGAAUGAUUUAAAGAAAACAGUAGAUGAGAGUGCAAGAAUCCAUCGGGCAUAUAGCCACUACUUUGACCUGACUAUUGUCAAUGACAAUCUGGACAAGGCCUUUGACAAGCUGCAUGAGGCCGUAGAACAAUUAUUCAUAGAGCCGCAAUGGGUUCCAGUCAGCUGGGUCUACUGAUGUCAGAGCUGCACGACCUGGGAUGAAAGGGGACACCUGAAGGGUAGGAGGAUUCAACACUGUACUGCACACACAGGCCAAGCAGUGGACAUUAACCCUUUGUGGGUCCCACACAAAGCUGCGUUGAUCCGAAUCAGUGCGUUCCUUUCUAGCACACUAUGCAAGUGACAACACACAGGAAGUGUACUUACAGUAUUUAUCUGCAAAAUAUUUUUUUAAAAUGCUUUUAUUCAGGUGUAUUGGAGGAACAUACUGGCCCUUGUGCCAGGAUUUUUUUUUUAAAACAAAAGUGGAUUUUGCCAUGUCCUGUUAGUUCAAUUUUACAUCUGUAUAUGUAAGAUAGGUAAUGUAUUUUUCUGCCAAAAUGAGGGGGGCUUGCUGUAUGAAAAGGACAGUACCUCAGUGUUUACAGUGCACAUGCCUCCAGUAUUUCUAUGGCAAGUUGUUAUAGCAUUUAUUUUAUAUCCUUGAUACCAGGUGUCAUUUUCCUCCACUUAGUUCGGUCUUUGUCAUCACUAGUUGGACAUUUUGUUGUACUAGAUGAACAGAAAC